Entrophospora candida is the source of this 1092-nucleotide messenger RNA. The record is from the annotation of a GenBank genome assembly. Lineage: Eukaryota; Fungi; Glomeromycota; Glomeromycetes; Entrophosporales; Entrophosporaceae.
AUGGAUAAUGUAAGAUGUUUGAUUUGCUCAGAAAGAUUAAAAAGUCAGGAUUCACUUCUUCUACAUGUUAAAUCAGCACAUUUGAAUGCUCCUAAUAAUACUAAUAAGAAAGCAAGAAGAAAACCAAAAAGGCGUAAUGGUAAUGACAACAGCGAUGAUAGAGAUGAUAAUGGUAAUGGCAUUGAUGAAAUUAAAAAAGGAGACAAAGAUAGAAAUCUUAUAAUUAUUGAGGAUGAUGAUGACACGGGUACGAUUAAUGACAAAAUUCAAGAUAUAAAAGAAAUCAGCAUUAAUAAUAAUAAUAGUAAUAUUCAAAUCCAAAUCCAAAUCCAAAAUAAAAAACAAGAAAAUGACAUCAGUGACAAUAGUAAUAGCAAUAUUCAUAAUCAAAAUAUAAAAAACAUCAUUACUACAUCAACUAAAGGUUUAAAAGGCAAAGAAACUAUUAAUCAAUCUAAUAAUAUCAUUGAAAUAUAUCCGCAAUUUCCUUGUGAAAUGUGCAAUGCGUCUUUUUCUUCACUAUUAGAAUUAAGCAAUCAUAUAGAUUCCAAUCAUCCAGAAGCUUAUCACCCAAUUCUAAUCACUUGUCCUGGAUGUAAAGAAGUCAAUCAUAAUAGAUAUUCGUUUAGUAGACAUAAAAGGCUUGUUCAUAAUAUCAAAGGUAUUCAGGAGGAUGAAAUAAGACAUGUUCCACUAACACUCAAGCAAAAGAAAGGCAAAAAAAAAAAAUCAAAAAUCAAAAAUCAAGGUCCAUUAAAUAAAGUACAACAUAGUAAUCAAACAAUCAAUCAGACACAGAAUCCACAUGUAAUUCCAAAUAUUAAUUCACCAGGACUCAAUAAUAACAAUAAUACUUGCACCAAUAGUGGUAGUCUUCCUCACAAUAAUCAUAUCAAUAAUUUUAACCCCAUCAAUAAUUUUAGUCCUUUUUUUAACCCUAUCAAUUUUAACGGUAUUGGCGAAUCAGUUACCAUGCAAUUUACUUCAACAACAGGACAAGUUGUUUCAAGAUCCUUUAUUAGAUGUAAGAUUUGCAAUAUGAAUUGCGAAUCCGAUCUAGCCUUUUCACUUCAUAAAAGACAAGCACACUGA